Molecule: messenger RNA, 3091 nt
Organism: Scleropages formosus (Asian bonytongue)
Lineage: Eukaryota; Metazoa; Chordata; Actinopteri; Osteoglossiformes; Osteoglossidae
Gene: ddx54
Product: DEAD (Asp-Glu-Ala-Asp) box polypeptide 54
Exons: 20
Coding region: 1-2559 (852 amino acids)
Cellular component (GO): cytosol; nucleus
Molecular function (GO): ATP binding; RNA helicase activity; RNA binding
Source: RefSeq, a predicted model, not a curated record
AUGGCGCAAAGAAAGAGGAGGCCAAUGAGGAAGAAGAGGCGCUCGGGGAGCGCGGAGCUCGACGCCGGGGAGCUGGACGGAGUGCAGCUCGAGCUCACGGCUCACGUGGACGCGGAGGAUGGCCCUAACAGAAAGCUGCCGCGCUUCCCCGCUGCUUCAGAAUGCCUUUCGGAUGUGGAGCCUGACACCAAGGAGCUGGUCCGAGCCCAGAACAAGAAGAAGAAGAAGUCCGGAGGCUUUCAGUCUAUGGGGCUCAGUUACCCUGUCUAUAAAGGAGUCAUGAAGAAGGGCUACAAGGUUCCCACUCCGAUUCAGAGAAAGACAAUCCCUGUGAUCCUGGAUGGCAAAGAUGUGGUGGCCAUGGCGAGGACAGGGAGCGGGAAAACGGCCGCAUUCUUGGUUCCCAUGUUCGAACGGCUGAAGGCUCCUCAAGCCCAGACGGGUGCUCGGGCCCUCAUCCUCACACCAACCCGCGAGCUUGCUUUGCAGACCAUGAAGUUCACCAAGGAGCUUGGCAAGUUCACCGGUCUCAAGACUGCACUGAUUCUUGGUGGAGACAGGAUGGACGAUCAGUUUGCAGCUCUGCACGAAAACCCAGACAUAAUUAUUGGCACCCCUGGUCGUCUCAUGCACGUCGUUAUGGAGAUGAACUUGAAGCUGCAGAACGUGGAGUAUGUGGUUUUUGAUGAGGCUGACAGGCUCUUUGAGAUGGGUUUUGCAGAGCAACUCCAGGAGAUCAUCAGACGGCUCCCGGACAUGCGGCAGACCCUGCUCUUCUCCGCUACUCUGCCAAAACUAUUGGUGGAAUUCGCCAGAGCUGGGUUGACUGAGCCAGUGCUCAUUCGGCUGGAUGUGGAAACCAAGCUGAGCGACCAGCUCAAGCUUUCCUUCUUCCAUCUGCGCGUGGAUGACAAGCCUGCCUUACUGCUGCACCUUCUCCGGAACGUGGUGAAGCCCCAGGAGCAGACCGUGGUCUUUGCAGCCACCAAGCAUCACGUGGAAUACCUAAAGGAGCUCUUGACCUCAGAAGGUGUGGAGUGUGCCUACAUCUACAGCUCCUUGGACCAGACUGCCAGAAAGAUCAACAUUGGACGCUUUGUGCACCGCAAGGUCAUGGUGCUCCUGGUCACCGAUGUGGCAGCACGCGGUAUUGACAUCCCCCUUCUGGACAACGUCAUCAACUACAACUUCCCAUCCAAACCAAAGCUGUUCUUGCACAGAGUUGGUCGAGUUGCCCGGGCUGGUAGGAGCGGGACGGCGUACAGCCUCGUGUGUCCAGAUGAACUGCCCUUUGUUUACGAUCUUCACCUCUUUCUGGGGCGCCCGGUCCAGUUUGCUCUUGCUGACCACCCCAAAGAUGCGGAUGGGUUGUUCGGUCGCGUCCCUCAGAGCAUCCUGGAUGAUGAGGAGUCCUUGCUGAUCACAGCCCACGAGAACUCACUGGACCUCCAAAACCUGCGGCGAGUGGCUGAAAAUUCCUACAAGCAGUACAUCAAGUCGAGGCCCAAUCCAUCCGCCGAGUCCAUCAAGCGGGUCAAGAACACAGACUUCUCUGGAAUGGCUGUCCACCCGCUUCUGGGCUCAGGGCUGGAGAAGAUGGAGCUGAGUCGGCUGCAAAUGGUCGACAGUAUCAAGAACUACAAGUCAAAAACUACUAUUUUUGAGAUCAACUCCAGCAACAAGACAACAGCCAGUGGGGUGAUGCGUGCUAAGAGAAGCCGGGACAACAGCCUGGUGGACAAGUUUGCACAGGCCCGGGAGGAACGGGCAGCUGAGAUGCGGCUCAGCCAGUCUGCCAUUCCCAGUGUCCUGCCUGCUGACCAGGAGCACAGUGAAGAGGAAGACAUGCAGGGAGUCUUCUCUGAAGUUGUUGGUGGAAAGAGGAAGAAACAGCCAGAAGAUGAUGAUGUCACAAGGCCAAAGAGCAAGAAAAACCGACAGUCUUCCUGUGACCCAGAGUUUUACAUUCCAUACAGACCAAAAGACUUUGACUCAGAGAGAGGGCUCAGCCUUGGAGGAGAAGGGAGCACAUUUGAGAAACAGGCAUCUUCUGCAGUCCUCGAUCUGAUGGGGGAUGAAGGCGACCAUCUGAACCAUCAUAAAAACAUGAUGAAGUGGGAUCGGAAGCGGAAGAGAUUUGUGCAUGAGACAGGGAAGGAGAACAAGAAGAAAGUGAAAACAGAAAGUGGACAGGUGGUCAACCCCUCCAAGAAGAAGAAAAACUUUUAUGAGGAAUGGAAGAAAAAGUACAAAAUUGACGACGGUGCUUCUGAUUCUGAUGGAGAAACUGGAGGCCCCAGGGGACGGAAAUCUGGUGUGGGAGGUCACCGGGGCAGGAGAGUGGCCCAGCAGACCAAGGGUGGCCUACGGGUUCGCUCGGAGCUAAAGAGUCGGGAGCAGAUUAUGAAGGGACGCAAGAUAAAGUCAAAGCAGCAGUUUCUGCAGAGUGGUGGCUUCAAGAGGUUCCGAGCCAAGAAUAAGAAUCGCCUCAACGAGAUCAAGAGGUCAGGAUUUGGUCGGGGCACCACCAAGAAGGGCAAGCUGAGGAAGAAGCUGUGAGACCUGGAGACAUUGUUGACUUUGACGGUGCUUUUGAAGCCUGCAGUCUUCAGGGACAAAAGACAGUUGUGUAUCAUGCUUAUCCCUGGAUCAGCCAAAGAGUACAGUCAUUGACAAGUGUUAAAUGCUGUAUGAUUAUUUGACCUGCAUGAUUUUCUCAUUAGCUGGUUCUUGGAGAUGGUUGGGCUUUUAAGUUUUUCAAAAGAGUUGCUUUGCUCCAAAUGCUGCAUGCCAGAACAGUUUCCACAGGUUAAUACUCUUUCAAGUGAGCUGUACGUGUGGAAGAACUGUGCCUCUGGCUGUCCUUCAUGUGGGUGUGUUGAGCAGAGACCACAGAACUCAUUUUGUUCUGGAGCUCAGCUCCAGAACCACAAACACCGGUUUGGGUUUCUUGUUGUUACCUUACUAUCCAGGUGGACAUGUAUGGAACUAGUGUGUAUAAAUUGUGCGUGAAAUUGGAAUGUGUGCUGUAAUAUCUGUAACGAUCAACAUCUUGACUGCUGCACUUACUGAAUCCCCCCCCCCAUAUUUA